CCGAAAAGGUCCUGGAAGGCUCGAGGAGUCGAGGUUCGACGUGCAGCCGCUUCGUCCACGCCCUUCCAUGGCGACCACUCUCCCAACCUCCGCUUCCGCCGCCGUUCGUAUCUUCCAACCUACCUUCUGCCACGUCCCUAGGACGUGUCCCGUGCUUGCCCCCUCGCGUUCCGUGAGUCGCCGCUUCUCCGGCGUCGCCUGCUCUCUCGGGAUUGGCAGCGUCGCUGGCCAAGCCACGCCCCAGGAGGACACCGUCCGCAUCGUCGCCGUCGUCGGCGAAGGAAGCAUCAGCCCUCUGAAGGAUACGCCCUGGGAGGAGGUUAUGCGCCAUACGGCCGAUAGGCUGAAGUGGGUUGAUGAAGGUUUUGAAAUGUUCGUCUUCACAGACAAGUCGAUUGACUGUGAUGAUCUUAGGAAAGAGUUGUCUCGCUGUGAUAUGUUAGUCAACGUUGCAAUAACAGGCCAGGAGUCUGUUCAGUGGCUUGUGCAUAACAGUAAGAGCAUUUCGAAUGUGCUUUGCUUUCACUCCUCUCCAUCCUUGUUAAACAAGCUAGGAGGCACAGAUGUUCAAUACACUGGAGAGCAGGACUUCUUUGGCAAGUUAGCCAAUGUUGGAAAACCAAGUGGCACAGAGGAGUCAACUGAAGUCCUCAAGACCAUAUCCAAUGCCUGGGAAAGGCACAACUCAGAUGACAUUAGAUUUUGCCUGCUCGUUGUGGUUAAUGCAUACAUAAAGCCAGUUGCUAUGCUGCAAAACCUAAGGGCAAAAGGCCUAUCUACCCUAAGUUGUAUGAUAAGAAACUGUGGUCCUCAGAUACUGAAUUGUUUGUUUGAUCCUGACUGUAGGAAAGCCAUUCAGUGUUUGAAUUCUUGCUCUCCAACUGAUCAGGUCUGCAACUAUCGCUGCAUUGCAUCAUACGAGAGUCCGCGUCUGGAGGCAUUUUCUCUGUGUGUUUUGCAAAAGAACAACUGUCUUGAGCUGAAUGCUGAGAUCCCUAGUAAACCCUAUGUAACCCCGCUAUCCAUGUUCAGAGAACAAAAUCUUAGCCAUGAAGUUGCGGAAGACCUGUUUGUCGGUUGGCUGGACAACUUGGAAUGGAGUUGGAGAGUUGUAGCUGGACAAAAUCCAGCAUAUGACCAGUUCCCGUGCCAGUACCAAUUAUUCUACAGAGGGAAAGCAAAAGGUUCAUUUUGGUAUGAGCCAAUUUUUCAAGUCAGAACCCUGGAAGGGAAGUUGGUCUGGAGGCGCAGAAAGUACCGAGUUAGAAGAGCUAGCAUCCCUGGCACUUUUUAUUUCAGUGUGUUGGAUAAUGGUGUGGUUUCAAAAGAGUUUUGGACAAUUGUUGAUGUUUCAGAUGAUUUCAGCUGGGGUCUGUUCCAUUAUCAUGGAGCCGCUCAGGCUGCUGGACAAUCGUACACUGGAGCAGUGCUUGUUACUCCUGAUGGGUCUUAUCCUGAUGCAGACAGCCCACGGUUGGCCUCUGCUUUAGAGAAGUGUGGUAUUAAGAAAUGGGAGCUUUAUAUGGUUGAUAACUGCUCCUGCAUGGGUGCGCCUUUGGGGACUCCAGAAGGAUCACAGCUGCAUUACCAGAUCGCUCCAGGAAAACAUGCUGGUAUUAUGCAGAGAAUAUGAUGCUGUGUUCAAAUAGGAUGAAAGGAACAAUUUCAUUCCCAAGUGAUGUACUCAUGCACCGCUGCUUACAACGAUGUAAAGAAUAGCAACAGGUAUCACCGAAGGGAGUUUGCGUAAUUGGAGGCCUUACUUUUCUUCACCAAAACAUGCUGACAUCGCAUGCAAUAAUCAAAAGAGGCAUCCUCGUCACUAAUCAUGGAUGUUCACCCAUGGCAAGACAGUCAUGCGUCCUGCAUUUGCUGUGUACCAGCCCCAACAAUGUCCCAAAUCCCCAAUAAAGGCAACAAUAGCCUCUCCUGGGUUUGCUUGCUGUACAAUUACCAUGGUGCAGUAACUUCAUUGUUCGUAGAAGUUGUAUAGUUAUAGUAAAUUGUGACACCUGUUGUUGCAAUGUUUUAUAUCUUUGUUGAUGAAAAUCAUAGCCAGCUGCUUGUUGUAAACUUGUAAUUAACAUAUAUGAGCCAUCGUUUUGUAGAGAAGAUAACUAAAUAUGAAUACAUCUGUUGUUGCGAUGUUUAA
Brachypodium distachyon (stiff brome) is the source of this 2152-nucleotide messenger RNA. RefSeq lists its product as uncharacterized. The record is from RefSeq and is a predicted model, not a curated record. The coding region runs from base 68 to 1633 and encodes 521 amino acids. Lineage: Eukaryota; Viridiplantae; Streptophyta; Magnoliopsida; Poales; Poaceae. Gene Ontology annotation, biological process: xanthophyll cycle. Gene Ontology annotation, molecular function: violaxanthin de-epoxidase activity. The transcript has 3 exons.